Cyphomyrmex costatus is the source of this 537-nucleotide messenger RNA. RefSeq names its product Ubiquitin-fold modifier 1 (gene Ufm1). The record is from RefSeq and is a predicted model, not a curated record. The transcript is spliced from 4 exons. Gene Ontology annotation, biological process: protein K69-linked ufmylation. The coding region runs from base 254 to 517 and encodes 87 amino acids. NCBI's taxonomy places the organism in Eukaryota, Metazoa, Arthropoda, Insecta, Hymenoptera, Formicidae. Gene Ontology annotation, cellular component: cytoplasm; nucleus.
CAUUUCCGACAUUGAGAAAGAGAUUCUUGAAAAGUUCUCUCUCUAACCUCCUCCGGACUGCUCCGAGUUCGAGCACUGUUUCUUUGCAGAAACUGUAGGCAACUACCAGUCCAUAACUCCACAGCCAUACUUAGAAGGACAAGGUUUAUGUUGGCCUGGCUUGAUUAUUGCAUUGCAGUCUGUCGCAAAUUGGUUACAAUUUAAGACAAUUAUUAUUGUCUAUAUAUAUCUUACAGAAUUCUACGUAUGAACGAUGGCAUCUAAAGUGACAUUCAGAGUAACUCUCACGUCCGAUCCUAAUCUACCAUAUAAAGUACUUAGUGUACCAGAAAAUACUCCAUUUACUGCUGUAUUAAAAUUCGCUGCUGAGGAAUUUAAAGUGCCACCAGCUACAUCGGCUAUAAUUACAGAUGAUGGAAUAGGAAUUAAUCCUCAACAAACUGCAGGAAAUGUAUUUCUUAAACACGGCGCGGAACUCAGGUUGAUUCCUAGGGAUCGUGUUGGAUAUACUAGAUAAUUUAUUUAAUAUUGUAUUUA